Messenger RNA from Phycodurus eques (leafy seadragon), 1718 nucleotides. RefSeq names its product glutamine synthetase-like. NCBI's taxonomy places the organism in Eukaryota, Metazoa, Chordata, Actinopteri, Syngnathiformes, Syngnathidae. The transcript has 7 exons. Gene Ontology annotation, cellular component: cytoplasm. Gene Ontology annotation, molecular function: glutamine synthetase activity. Bases 404 to 1525 code for a protein of 373 amino acids. The record is from RefSeq and is a predicted model, not a curated record.
ACUAGCUGACGGAAAGAUCCAGCUAAGAGAAUUCGUGGCCGCAAUCGCAUUUGCUGCUCUUGAAAGAGGAAAGCGCAAAGUAGAAAGUGUCCCCAAAUGACGUCACGCGUAGUCGCUGUUUUUUUUUCCUUUUUCCAGUUUGUUGUUGUUGUCGUAUUUCCUUGCAGGGCUGUGUUGGAAGUGCAACGAGUGUCCGGACAAUGGCUGAGCUGGCACGACGCCGACAGUUCUCGUCGACUGAGGAGCAGCCGCCUGGCGAGCGAGAGGGUGCGUGACGCACGUAUCUGCACGAUUUCUUGCAGGACUGGAUAAAGGUGGGGGAUUCGAGUUGGACUUGAGAAAGACGUGGGAGUGGGAAGACGCAAGUCGUUACUCGUCAUACAAGACGUUGUGAAUUGUGAGCAUGUCGAUCGCAGGGAGCGCCAAGCUGAACAAGAUCGUCAAGCAGCGGUACCUGGACCUCCCCCAGGGAGACAAGGUCCAGGCCACGUACAUCUGGAUCGACGGCUCCGGAGAAAGCUUACGCUGCAAGACCAGGACCCUGGACUCGGAACCCAAAAGCGUCCAAGAUAUUCCUGAGUGGAACUUCGACGGCUCGAGCACGUACCAGUCUGAAGGCUCCAACGGUGACAUGUUCCUUAUCCCUGCCGCCAUGUUCCGGGACCCCUUCAGGAAGGACCCCAACAAGCUGGUCCUGUGCGAGGUGCUCAAGUACACCAAACAACCCGCAGAGACCAACCUUCGAGACAGGUGUCGUCGCAUCAUGAGUUUGGUGGAGAACGAGCAUCCCUGGUUUGGGAUGGAGCAGGAGUACACGCUGCUGGGCACCGACAGACACCCUUUUGGAUGGCCCUGCAACGGCUUCCCGGGACCCCAAGGUCCCUACUACUGCGGCGUGGGCGCCGACAAGGUAUACGGACGAGACGUGGUGGAGGCUCACUACCGAGCCUGCUUGUACGCCGGUGUGCAGAUCUGUGGCACCAAUGCCGAGGUCAUGCCAGCGCAGUGGGAGUUCCAGGUGGGGCCAUGCGAGGGCAUCGCCAUGGGCGACCAUUUGUGGGUGGCUCGUUUCAUCCUGCACCGAGUGUGUGAAGACUUUGGCUUGGUUGCGUCUUUUGACCCGAAGCCCAUCUCGGGAAACUGGAACGGAGCAGGAUGCCACACCAAUUUUAGCACCCAGGACAUGAGGCAGGAGGGAGGACUCAAGGUGAUAGAGGCGGCCAUCGAGCGUUUGGCCAAGCGUCAUCACUACCACAUCCGCGCCUACGACCCCAAAGGCGGACUGGACAAUGCCCGGCGUUUGACUGGUCAUCACGAGACCUCCAACAUUGACCAGUUCUCUGCCGGUGUGGCCAACCGCAGUGCCAGCAUCCGAAUCCCGCGAGUGGUUGGCGAGGACAAACAGGGCUACUUCGAGGACCGCCGCCCUUCCGCCAACUGUGAUCCGUACAUCGUCACAGAAGCCCUGAUACGAACCUGCCUGUUGAAGGAGGAAGGGGAGGAGCCUGCAGAUUACAGCCAAUGACGUGACGCUCUUGCCAGACAUGUGACCCAUGUGAUUUGAUAUUUUUUACCUUUUUACUUUUUUACCUUUUUACUUCCAUCCUCUUUGACAUUUUUACUGGCUUCUGCUCUCUAAUAAACUUGACAUCUCCACUUGGAUGCCUGUGUUGAUUGACAGGUCUCACAUGAUUGGUUACCUAGACUAGCAAUGUAUA